CGAUAAAUUUGAUAUAUAUGUAAAAAUUAAUUUAAUGUAAAAUCUAACAUGUUGGAAGAAGUAUGUUUUAGAUAUGAGCUUCCAGUGGCUUUAACAUGGGCUUGUGAGGCUACUACAGAUAAAAUUAUGUUGGAUGGCAAGAAACAUACUCUAUUCAUGGAAAGGACUUCUUGUUAUGCAAGUAAUGAGGGGUCUCAAUGUUUCAUGGAAGCAUGUGCAAAACAUCAUAUUCAAGAAGGGCAAGCCAUUGCUGGGAAAGCAUUCCAAUCAAGUGCUAACUUUCAUUUCAAACCAAGUAUUACAAAGCUUAUGAAAAGUGACUAUCCACUGUUUAAUGCUGCACAGUUGUUUGGUAGCCAUGCUGUUGUUGCUAUCUGUCUACAAAAUCACUACAUCAUUGGUGAUGUUUAUGUAGUAGAAUUUUAUUGGCCUGAAAUUGAAAGUGAGAAAUCAGAAUCUUUAGCACUUGAUAUCUUCAGUGACUUGAAAAAUAUGAAGAAAAAGUUUGUAACUAUACGAGUUGGAGGUAAUGAAGUUGGAUUCGAGAGAGAAGCCAUUUCAACCACUCUGCAGGGGACAAUGCAUAUGAGAAAUGCGCAACCAGCUUCAUCCACCAAUGAUUUACUAAGCUCAAACACAACAUGGUCUUUGAAUGCAGUUCAACAAUGUGAUGUUCAUGAAAUGGAAAGACAUGGGCUUGUUGAGCAGGUAGAAUCAGCUCCCUUUAGCACACCCAAUCCCAUGAGUUAUGGAGGAGUACUACAAACCCAAGGGCCUCAUAAACAGGAAAUUGGUGAUAAGGAUUUCAUUUCUCAGACUGUAUCCAUUGGUGACUAUGAGAUUGUGAAAGCAUACAUGGAGACCUGUAAAGUCCCACGAACCAAACGGAGAAAGUACUCGUCUAAAGUUUGGCUGGAUUUCGAUAAGUUUGAAGUGAAUGGAAAACAAGUAGCCAAAUGUAAACAUUGCAAUAAGGAUUUUACAGGGUCAAGCAAGAGUGGAACCACACACUUGAAAAACCAUUUGGAAAGAUGCCAAAGUAAGAAAAUAAAAAAAUCAGGAAAGGCAGUUAAGCACAUCUGAAAUAGGUGAUUUGAUCACUCGGGAUAGUGAUGAAAGCAACUUCACAUUCGAUCAAGAAAGGAGUCGCUUGGAUUUUGCGAAAAUGAUUAUCAAGCAUCAAAGUCCAUUGGAUAUGGCUGAACAAGAGUUCUUUAAGAUUUUCGUGAAAAAUUUACAGCCAAUGUUUGAGUUUCAAUCAAAAGAUAUUUUAUUAUCUGACAUACAUCGCAUCUAUAAAGAAGAAAAGGAGAAACUUCAGUUAUAUUUUGAUCAGCUUGCUUGUAACUUCAAUUUGACAAUCAGUUUGUGUAAGAACAACCACGGAAAGACAGCAUAUUGCUGUUUGAUAGCACACUUCAUUGAUGAUAAUUGGGAGCCAAAAAUGAAGAUUAUUGCCUGCAAAGCUUUGGAGCAUAUCUAUGACACAAAGGCUUUAAACGAAAUUAUUCAGAGCUCGGUUUUGGAGUGGAAUAUAAGUAAGAAAGUAUUUUCCAUAACUAUGGAUAACCCUUUUUUGAAUGACGAUAUGUUUCAGAAGAUAAAGGAAACUUGUUUUAGUGACCAAGGUUCGUUUCCUUCAACUCACUGGUUCAUCGGUUGCACUUUCAUUGAAGAUGGUUUUCGUGAGAUGGAUCUAAUACUUUUGAAAUUAAGAAAAUCCAUUGAAUAUGUAAGUGAAAUAGCACAAGGAAAACUGAAAUUUGAAGAAGUUGUAAAUCAAGUGAAGCUACAAGGUGUGAAAUCAUGGGAUGAUCUUUCUUUAAGGUUGGAUUCAGACUUUGGUGUGCUUCAUAGUGCCUUGGAAUCAAGAGAAAUAUUUUGUCAACUGGAGAAAAUUGAUGGCAACUUUAAAUUAAACCCAUCAGUGGAGGAAUGGGAGAUGGUACUAGCUUUCCACAGUUGUUUGAAAUGUUUUGAUGAUAUCGAAGGAACUCAAUCACUUACUGCAAAUUUGUACUUCCCAAAGCUCUGCAACAUAUAUAAGAAAUUUCUUCAUCUGGAAAAGAGCAACUAUCCAAUUGUUACAUUGGUGAAGAGGAAAUUUGACUACUAUUGGAGCUUAUGUAAUUCGGCAUUCGCUGUUGCAACUAUUCUUGAUCCAAGGUUAAAGUUUAAAUUUGUGGAGUUCUCAUAUACUGAGAUUUAUGGCCAUGAUAGUAAGAUGCAUUUGAACAGAUUUCAUAAAGUCCUCACAGAUGUUUACUAUGAAUAUGCCAAUGAAGCCAGAAAUCUGUCUAAAUCUACUUCAGACUUGGAUGAUUCCAAUUCUUCAACAACAGAGAUUGUUAAUGAUUGUAUUCUGGAAUCUUUCAGUAAAUUUGCAUCUGCAAACAACUUUAAUGAGGUGGCCUCAUGGAAAUCUGAGCUUGACUGUUACUUGGAUGAGCCGUUACUUCCCUUGGAUGGAGCCUUUGACAUACUUUACUGGUGGUGUAUUAAUACUAAAAGGUUUCCUACACUAGCAAAGAUGGCUCGAGACUUCAUUGCAAUGCCAAUAUCAAUACUCGCACCAUGUUUGAAUUUCAAUGCCAUGAUCACAAAUCCAACCUACAACAACUUGAAUCCUGAGAGUAUGGAAGCUUUAGUAUGUAGUCAGAACUGGUUGAAAAUUCCAAAAGAAAAUGAUGGAGAAAAUCAUGGACCAAUGCAAAAUAUGUAUAAAAGGAAAAGGAAGAUGGAAGACCACUCUAAUGUGGUAAAAGUUUCUAAAAAUUGGAAUCGAGAAGAAGCUAAUAGUAGUGGAGACAUUGCCAAAGGAUCCAUCAAAAAUGAGAACAUAGAAGCUUCAGUUUGCAAUCGAAAUAGGUUGGAAAUAUCAACAGGAAAACCUAAUCAUGGAAGAAACAUUACUGCCUUAAUCGAAAUUCCAAAAGAUGACUCACCAUUCAGCAAUAAUAAGUCAGGUCAGUUUCAAAGCUUGUCUUCUGAGUCUGAUAACGAAACAACAUUGAAGGAGCAAGGAUCAUGGUGUAAAGAGGAUGUUCGGGCAUAUUUAGUCUCGAGAUUUACAGGCAAGGAGAAUAAACGACUAAAUAGAUGGCAAACUAAUGAGUUGAUUGGAAAAUUGAUUGGACGAGAUAAGGAGUUUUGCUUAAUGGGUGACAAAUUAGCACCUUUACUCAUGGUGCCCCAUGGUGAUGAAACUCGAAAAGAGUAUUAUAUUGAUGAUUGUGUCGUUAAUACAUUCUUCAAAUUACUUAAGAAGAGAUCUGAUAGAUUUCCAAAGGCAUACAUUAAUCAUUAUUCAUUCGACUCUCAAAUAGCUACUUGCUUGAUACAAGGAUCCAGAUCAGAACAUGAAGUAUUAGCUUGGUUUAAAGCUAAGAAACUAAGAGGUGCUCAUAAAUUGUUUUUACCAUUGUGUUUAUCAGCCCAUUGGGUUCUUUUCUAUGUUAAUACCAAGGAGAAGAAAAUUUCAUGGUUGGAUUCAAAUCCAUCGUCUCGAAUAAUGUCUAAUAAUGUUGAAAAACAAACAAUAUUACAAUGGUUCACGACCUUUCUACUGCCAGAGUUUGGUUAUUAUGAUGCAAAUGAAUGGCCAUUUCUAGUGCGUACUGAUAUUCCAGUGCAAAAAAACUGGGUUGAUUGUGGGGUAUUUGUGAUGAAAUAUGGUGAUUGCCUUACGCAUGGUGAUUUCUUCCCUUUCACACAAAAUGACAUGGUUCAUUUUCGACGUCGUAUCUUCCUUGAUAUAUACCGUGGAAGAUUGUAUGGUAAAAUUAGACAAGUUUGAUGCCUUGUUUUUUCUUUUUUCUUACUUUUGUGAAACCUGACCGCUUUUUAUGCAUACAUGGUACUUUUAUCCUCAGUUUAUACUUACUUUCUAUGGUUAAAGGUGAAGAACAAUGUAAUUAAAAAUAUGACUUGACAAUAGAAUAAGCUUUUGCCAAUUUUAAA
Molecule: messenger RNA, 3960 nt
Organism: Gossypium arboreum
Lineage: Eukaryota; Viridiplantae; Streptophyta; Magnoliopsida; Malvales; Malvaceae
Product: zinc finger BED domain-containing protein RICESLEEPER 2-like
Exons: 13
Coding region: 1166-3796 (876 amino acids)
Biological process (GO): proteolysis
Molecular function (GO): protein dimerization activity; DNA binding; cysteine-type peptidase activity
Source: RefSeq, a predicted model, not a curated record